AUGGCGUUCUUCAGAAGUGGCCUGUUGUGGGCAAUCAUGUUUUUAACAAUAUAUGGAGUCUGGGCGGCCACUUCUACUUCUGAUACGAUCAUCAAGCCCUGUAAUGAUUCCUUAGAUAGAAACUUUUGCAUUUCAUCAUUGUCUAAAUCUCCCGGGGCUUUGCAGGCAGAUUUAGCCCAACUUUCUAUUAUUGCAGUCCAUUUGUGCAUUGAAGAGGUGAAACCAGUUUAUGAUUUCAUUGUUCACCUCCGAGAAAGAAAUCCCAAUGUUUCUGGUCUUACAGACUGCGUGGAGCUCUUGGAAGAUACAAAGGAUGAACUUCAUGACUCAGAGUCAAAAUUAAGGCGAUUAUCUGAUGCCAAUUUUAAUGAAUAUGUAGCAGAUGUGAUGACAUGUCUGAGUGCUGGGGAGACUAAUCAAGAUACUUGUGUGACUGGGUUGCAAGAAACCCAUGCUUCUCAAACCUUGCUUUCCGCAGUUAAGGCUAAGACAGAUUAUCUUAGCUUGUUGAUUGGUGAUGCUCUAGUUGUCGUUAACAAAAUUGCAGACCAGGGACAUAUUUGA
This is a messenger RNA of Cryptomeria japonica (Japanese cedar), 564 nucleotides long. RefSeq names its product probable pectinesterase/pectinesterase inhibitor 61. The record is from RefSeq and is a predicted model, not a curated record. The coding region runs from base 1 to 564 and encodes 187 amino acids. The transcript has a single exon. Gene Ontology annotation, molecular function: enzyme inhibitor activity. Lineage: Eukaryota; Viridiplantae; Streptophyta; Pinopsida; Cupressales; Cupressaceae.